Purpureocillium lilacinum is the source of this 6960-nucleotide messenger RNA. Lineage: Eukaryota; Fungi; Ascomycota; Sordariomycetes; Hypocreales; Ophiocordycipitaceae. The record is from RefSeq and is a predicted model, not a curated record.
AUGUCGGCGACAACACCCCCGCGGCCUUCGCGACGCGCCGCGACGAGGCGCAAGGCCAUUGUCGACUCUGACGACGAGGACGACCUCGCCAACACCACCAAGAUUCCGGUCGACGACGAAGAAGACUUUACUCCAGAGCCCACCAGGAGUCCUCGGCGGCAGACGAGGAGUCGGCGCUCGAUCGCUCCCGCAGCUGCUCCCGCCCCAGCGCCGAGGGCUCGCGGACGGCCAAAGAAGACACCAACGCCGGCCCCUGCCCCCGCGGCCGCCACAGAACCCAGUGAGAUUUUCGACGCGGAUCAGACGCAGCAGCUCGAGCAGGGCGAUCCGCCAAAGAGGGCCUCUGCGCGAAAGCGCCAGAGCACGGCGUCUCGGGCGUCCAUCGCGACGACCCUGGACAUGCCGCCGCCGCCGACUCCCAAGGCCCCCGCGUCGCCCGACGCCACGCAGCUGCACGGCUCGCCCCUGGCGGACAUUACCGCCUCCAGUGUGAAUACCCAGAACACCGAAGCCGACGACACCAUCAAGCCGAUCAAGCCGUUUGACACCAUCAUGGACAAGCCGCUGGACAUUGUGCUCAAGCAGAGGACAAUCACCAUCCCGAUGGUGGAGGAGACGACGACGCCCAAGUCCCGAAUCGUGCUCACCUACCUCAUCCUCAACAACUUCAAGAGUUACGCAGGCCGCCAAGAAGUCGGCCCGUUUCAUGCUUCGUUCUCGUCGGUCGUUGGCCCCAACGGCUCUGGCAAGUCCAAUGUCAUCGACUCGCUGCUGUUUGUGUUUGGUUUCCGAGCAAGCAAGAUGCGGCAGGGCAAGAUUUCUGCGCUCAUUCACAACUCGGCCCAGCACCCGAACCUAGAGUUUUGCGAGGUCGAGGUUCACUUUCAGGAAGUGAUUGAUCUGCCCGGCGGUGGCCACGAGGUCGUCCCCGACUCGGCGCUCGUCAUCUCCCGCAAGGCGUUCCGCAACAACUCGAGCAAGUACUACAUCAACGCCAAGGAGUCCAACUUUACCACGGUCACGACCCUCCUGCGCGAACGCGGCGUCGACUUGGACCACAAGAGAUUCCUGAUUCUGCAAGGCGAGGUCGAGUCGAUUGCUCAGAUGAAGGCCAAGGCCGGCAACGAGCACGAAGACGGCCUGCUGGAGUAUCUCGAGGACAUCAUUGGCACCUCCAAGUACAAGACUCCCAUUGAGGAGGCCGCUGCCGAAGUCGAAACACUCAACGACGUCUGCGUCGAAAAGAGCGGCCGCGUCCAGCACGUCGAAAAGGAAAAGCACAGCCUCGAAGACAAAAAGGACAAGGCGCUGGCCUACGUCCGAGACGAAAACGAACUGGCCAUGAAGCAGUCCGCCCUCUACCAGCUCUUCAUCCACGAGUGCAACGGCAACGUCGCGGUGACGGAAGAGGCCAUCAACCAGAUGCAGGCGCAGCUGGACGAGGAGCUCGAGAAGCACCACGGCAGCGAGCAAAUCAUCAAGGAUCUCGAGCGGCAGUACUCCAAGGGCAGCAAGGAAUUCGAGUCGCAGGAGAAGCAGACGCAGGCGCUCGUCAAGGAGAUGGCCAAGUUUGAGCAGGAGCGCGUCAAGUUUGACGAGAAGCGCAAGUUCUUGGACGACAAGCGCAAGAAGCUCGAAAAGACGAUUGGCAACGCGGAAAGCUCGACGACCGAGGCCGACGAGACUGUCGAAGAGUGCACUCGCGACAUUGAGACGCGGGUCCAGCAGGUGGCCGAACUCGAGGAGCAGGUCAAGGAGGAAGAGGCGGAGCUCACCAAGAUCCGCGAAGGCCUCAAGGGGAAGACGCAGGCGUUUUCCGACCAAAUCUCCGCCAAGCAAAAGUCCCUCGAGCCCUGGAUGGAAAAGAUUAACCAGAAGCAGUCCGCCAUUGCCGUCGCCGAGAGCGAGAUGAACAUUCUCCAAGAAAAGGCGAACGCGGGCGCCGUCGCUCUCGAGGAGCUCCAGGGCAAGGUCGCGUCCAUCGAACAAGGCAAGGCCGCCAAGACAAAGGAGCUCAAGGCCUGCGAGGCCGAGAAGCAGGCGCUCGUCGAGGAGGCCGGCAAGAUGGACGAGGAGCUGGCCGUGCUGGCCGGGCAAGAACCCAAGUUCCGAUCGAAAAUCUCCAACGCCAGACAAAAGGCCGACGAGGCCCGCUCGAGUCUGGCUAACACCCAGACACGCGGCAACGUCUUGACCGCCCUCAUGCGCAUGCGAGAAUCCGGCCGCAUCGACGGCUUCCACGGGCGGCUGGGCAACCUCGGCACCAUCGACCAAAAGUACGACGUGGCUGUGUCGACGGCAUGCGCCGCCCUGGACAACUUUGUCACCGAGACGGUGGACGCAGGCCAGCAGUGCAUCGAGUACCUCCGGAAGAACAACCUCGGCCGCGGCAACUUUAUCUGCCUGGACAAGCUGAGGUCCCGCGACCUGGCGCCGAUUCAGACCCCGGAGAAUGCCCCUCGACUCUUUGACCUGGUCAAGGCCAAAGAGGACAAGUUCCGGCCGGCCUUUUACCACGCCAUGCAGGACACGCUGGUCGCCGCCGACCUCGCGCAGGCGAACCGCAUUGCCUACGGCGCGAAGCGAUGGCGCGUCGUGACCCUCGACGGCGAGCUCAUCGACAAGUCUGGCACCAUGUCCGGUGGCGGCACGACGGUCAAGAAGGGCCUCAUGUCGGCCAAGCUCGUCGCCGACACCACCAAGGAGCACGUGGCCAAGCUCGAGGAAGACCGCGACGCGUGGGAGACCAAGUUUCAAGAGUUUCAAGAGUACCAGCGCGAGUGCGAGGGCAAGCUCAAGGAGCUCAACGUCAAGAUCCCGCAGCUCGACACCAAGAUGCAAAAGAUUGGCCUCGAGAUUGAGAGCGCCACUCGAAACCUGGCCGACGUCCAGCGGCGCAUCAAGGAGGUCAGCAAGGAGCACCAGCCCUCGGCGUCAGACAACAACCGCAUCUCCGCGCUGCAAAAGGAGAUUGCCAAGCUCAACGCCCAGAUCGAGGACAUUCACGGCGAGACCGCCAGCGUCGAGGAGGAGAUCAAGGUGCUGCAGGACAAGAUCAUGGAGGCCGGCGGCGAGAAGCUGAGGGCGCAGCGGGCCAAGGUGGACGGGCUGAAGGAGGAAAUCGCAUCGCACAACGAAGAAAUGUCAAGCGCAGAAGUGCGGCGGGUCAAGGCGGAGAAGCAAAAGGUCAAGCUCGUCAAGGACCUGGCCAAGGCCACCAAGGAGCGCGACGCGGCCGUCCGCGACCUCGAGAAGCUCGAGGACGACAUCAACAACCAGGGCGAAAAGGCCGAGGAGCUUCAAGCGCGCGUGCAAGAAGCCGAGGAGGGCCUUGCCGCCAAGAAGAAGGAGCUCGCGGCCUUUAAGAAGGAACUGGACGAGAAGGCGUCGGAGCUGAACGAGAGCCGCGCCGUCGAAAUCGAGAUGCGCAACAAGCUGGAGGAGAACCAAAAGGCGCUCGCCGAAAACAUGAAGCGCCUCCGGUACUGGGACGAGAAGCUGUCAAAGCUCGUCCUGCAGAACAUUGAGGAUCUCAUCGGCGAGCCCGCCCCGAAGCCGGCCAAGGCCCAGAAGGAGUCCGCGUCCGAGGAGAGCGACGAUGCGGAAAUGGCCGAUGGCUCCAACUCUGGCGACGCAGAUGGCCAGGCGGAACCCGAAGACGCAGAAAUGGCCGACGCCCCAUCAGACCCGGACGGCUCGCAAGAAGGGACGGAAGAAGAGGACGGCGACUCGGGCGACGAGCUGCGGGAAUUCCCCAGGUACACGCCAGACGAGCUCGCCGACAUGAGCAAGGAGACGCUCAAGGGCGAGAUUGCCGCGCUCGAGGAAAAGACGCAAAACGUGAGCGUCGACCUGGGCGUGCUGGCCGAGUACCGACGCAGAGUCGAGGAGCACGCGGCCCGGUCCUUGGACCUCCAGUCUGCCAUCGGACAGCGCGACGCGGCCAAGAAGAGGUGCGACGACCUGCGCCGCCUGCGGCUCGAGGGCUUCAUGGAGGGCUUCAGCGCCAUCUCGCUGCGGCUCAAGGAGAUGUAUCAGAUGAUUACCAUGGGCGGCAACGCCGAGCUCGAGCUCGUGGACAGCCUCGACCCGUUCAGCGAGGGCAUCCUGUUCAGCGUCAUGCCGCCCAAGAAGAGCUGGAAGAACAUUGGCAACCUGUCUGGUGGCGAGAAGACGCUGAGCAGUCUGGCGCUCGUCUUUGCCCUGCACCACUACAAGCCGACGCCGCUGUACGUCAUGGACGAGAUUGACGCCGCCCUCGAUUUCCGAAACGUCUCGAUUGUCGCCAACUACAUCAAGGAGCGGACAAAGAACGCCCAGUUCAUCGUCAUCUCGCUCCGAAACAACAUGUUUGAGCUCGCGGCGCGCCUCGUCGGCGUGUACAAGGUCAACCACAUGACCAAGAGCGUGACGAUUGAGAACAGGGAUUUCAUCGAGCGCCCCCAGCCGCCGCCGCGGCAACUGGGCCCGGGACAUACGACGACGCUCGGUCCUCAAGUCCACUCGGUCCCUCCAUACACUCUUUCAACCAGCCUCCUGGCGCGCGUCACGAUGCGCGCCCUUUUCUUCCUGCUCAUCGCUCGUUAUAGCGCGCGCGCCCUGCCCGCAACCCAAGCCAGCUCACUGCUCGCAUGCACGCGCGAUGCGCUCUUUACCUCCCUCUUCAGGGACGGCCGGCACUUUUGCGCCAGCGUCGUCAGCGACCGCUGCGGCAAGGGGAGCACGCCGACGCAGUUUGCGACGUACGACCCCGACGUGCUGUCCUCGCAUCUGCGUGCUGAGAGAGACUUGCAGGCCGAGGACGACGACGGUUUCGCUUGUGUCUUCGUCGGCGACGUUUACAAACACCGGGACGGGAGCUUCAAGAACGUCAUCAACAUGGCUGACGACGUCUUCGCAUUCGCGCCGUACGGAAACAGCACAAGUGCCACCUUUAUCGGCACAGGGCCAGGAAGCAGCUCUGUAGAGUUGAAGCCAACUACCGUCCGUGACAACGCCACGAGGAGCUCCCGGGAAACGUCUGGCGUGCCCUCUGUCAGCUCUUCAGCAACGUUCACCAUCUCGUCGGUGUGGUUUCCUAGCCGGAGCGGACUGCUGUCUAUCGGAACCGGCUCGAUCUGGACCAGCCACACCACUGGGCGAUGGAACACGACGUCUGCAGGUGAUGGCCGCGGGAGCAGCAUCUCUACGGUUUCCGGAUCCAUGACGGGCUCUGGUACUCAAACUUGGACUUCUGCAGCGAAUGUGACGCAAAUAUUGUCGACGUCACCGACAAUGUCCAGCGUGCGGCUCUCCACCACGGCUGUAAGCGUACCUGGGAACCUGUCCAUGUCGACCGUCCUUGCGACGAGGAUCCCUGCCAACAGAAGCACUGAGCUUCCCGGGACGCCUCUCCCAGCGUCUAGCGAGCUCAUACCCAGUUCCUUCUCCUUCACCAGUACCUCGAGCAACACGUCCACCACACCAACGACGCCGGCCUUCAUCACUCCGACGGGCAGCGCAGUCCCUACGUCCAGCUUCAACCCCAACGCCACGUUGACCUCUGUCCCGACGCUGCCCGCCGCCAACUUCACCCAAGUCACCCGCACCGGCGAUCUGGUCAAGGAAACAUGCUACCACCUGCCGCAAGACCCUCUGCACGGCCAAAGCCGCCGCGCAAUGCUGCACAACGCGGACCUGAGGGAACACAACAAGACGAUUCCGUUUCCGUACGUGGAGUCGGUCGACUUUGCGGUCGAUGGCGUCGAUCCGCUGUUUGUGACGCUGCGCGAUGCCGCCCAGGGGACGCACUACUUGGAUGUCUCCAACAGGAGCUACGUCUCUCUCGUGGACUCCCUCGGCAACGCGGUUCUCCUGAACGGACAGGGAAUUCACUUUUCGACAAACAGCUGUCGCUACGAUGUGUCCCUAAAAGUGGACAGCCUGUACAAGCAGCUUGCCGCCCUGUCGGGGGAGGCGUGCUCCAAGGGCGGCCUGGUCGAGCGCAUGCACGACUUGAAGUUUAACCAGACGCUGUAUCUUCACGACCAGUGCGGCCACGCAGUCAAGCAAUCCAUCCGCAAGUACCCGCUGCUCAAAGUCGGCGGCACAGAGUGCAACGACAUUGCCGUCGACGAGUCUCUCGGGAAAUGGGUCUUUGACUGCACGUUUCCCGGCUCAGACUCGGGCACGCUCCGCUGCCAGCGCGCCGUCCGCAGCGACAUCUUCAAGUUUCUCUUCGUCGACCCCUUUGGCGGCGCGUGCCCGGACCUCUCCACCGUCAUCACCACGCUCGAGGCCACGAGCCAGGACUUUCUCAACGCCGAGUCGCUGCGGGCGGAGCUGUACAACCAGGGCCUUACCGACGCGCAGCGGCGCGAGGUCGACCUGACGGUCAUGUACUACGAGCAGCUGUGGGAGAUUCUCAAGCAGGCGCUGUCGAAGAGCAGGGCGCGGCCGCCGGCGACGCUGAGCGCCGUGGAGCAGUACAUUGCGACGUACGACGAGCUGCGCAACUUUGAGGAGGACGUCUGCGAGGACCUGCACGCGGCGGACCUGCCGCUCAAGAUGAGCCUGCGCGCGGGCGUGUCGCUCGUCGACGCCGUGGCGAGGCUCAACUGGGCGCCCACGGAGCCCAAGGCGUACAACGUCACGGUCCAGGACCCGGACAGCGUGGCGUGCUGCGCCGGCGGGAGCAGGUCCAGCUACGAUGGGCACAAUGGCACGUGUGCGUAUCCGGAUACUGCGUUGAUUGCGGGCACGGGGUGCGUGUGCGGCGUGACGGCUUCAGGGGCGGCGCUGGCGUUUGAGUAUACAGAGUGCGACAACUUUGUGAGCCGGUGCGAGACGGACGCCGAUUGUGACGAGAAUGGACACGGUGGAUUUGCCUGCUUGGUGGGCUGCUGCUGCGGCGGAGGGGUGUGCGUUGAUCCGUAUGCGUGUGCGCAGGAUGGCAUCAUGUUGGUGAAGCCGGGGCCGUGA